Messenger RNA from Macrobrachium nipponense, 541 nucleotides. Its product is annotated as adult-specific cuticular protein ACP-20-like. NCBI's taxonomy places the organism in Eukaryota, Metazoa, Arthropoda, Malacostraca, Decapoda, Palaemonidae. The record is from RefSeq and is a predicted model, not a curated record. Bases 93 to 458 code for a protein of 121 amino acids. The transcript is spliced from 4 exons. Gene Ontology annotation, cellular component: extracellular matrix.
UCCAGAGAGUAUAUAGUGGCAGACACAAAGUCGUAUCGUCAGUUCAGUCUGAUCUUCCGACUCCAGUUCACGCUUCCGAACGACAAAGGAAAAUGUUUUACAGUGUGGCAGUCCUUCUGGCCGUAACAGCCGUCGCGUUCGCAGACCCUGAAGCUGAUGGAGGGUAUGGGCACGGCGGAGGAAAACAUGGUUACGGAGAACCUCUUCCAUACUAUUAUGGAUACCACGUGAGUGGUGACUACAAAGGCCCCCACUUCCAUCAAGAGGAAAAGUCUGACGGAAAGGCUGUUUACGGAUCCUACACCGUCGCUCUCCCCGACGGACGAAAGCAGCAUGUGAAAUAUACAGCUGAUCAUUACAAAGGCUUCGUCGCCCACGUCAGCUACAAAGGGAAGGCUCAACAUCCUUCGUAUUACGGACCUGCCGUCGUUUUCGAUCACAAGGGAGGCUACCACUGAUUCAUUUUCCUUCUUUACAUCUGCGUUUAUGCAGAGCAACCUAUGAAUAUGUAUCUAAAGAAUGUAUUUGUUUAUAAACAGAC